UAUUGAGGGAAAAGCGAUUUAUGUGCAAUUUGCACUUUCAGUGCAGAAAUGUCAUAUUAAAUACACUGUAGCACUGACAGUAGCAUAUAGACUCAAAAUUUUGUUUUGAAGUUUGGUUUACCUAUGUAUGUAGAUUUUUUAAAAUACUUUAGAAAAAAACUUAAAGACUUAUGAUCGCAGGAUCCAACGUCCUUAAAUGAAACAAUUCCAAAGCAGACUCAUACCUUAUAGAACAAAAUCUUAAAAUGUAUUUCACGUCUUUAUUUUUAGCUCUUGAUAAUUAUAAAUGUAUGUAUAAACUGCGCUUAAGCUUUUUGAAAUAUAUCCUUUUAUAUGUCUAAAGAUUAUUUGUCAUUUUGAAAAUAUGUAUGGGUUUGCUAUGACGGUCAGAUCUUUACAUCAACUCCUAUUGUGACGUGAGCAAAUCCGCGAGCUACGUUAAUUGUUUUCAUUAAAUAUGUCGUUUCAUUUAUCAACUUAAAAGUUUAGAAAAAGGCUUGCUUCAUUAAACAGUACAACCGCAAGAUUAGUUUAACAUAGAGAUGUUUAAAAGAGGUACAUAUCAAACUAUUUAGCCUUAAGUUCUCUCAGUUCUUUGAUUUAUCAUUGGUAGAGCUUUCGCAAUGCUUCCGGGUUUUAGUUACGUGACAUAAAACGGUUUAGCGUAUAAACGCUCACCGCUUGCAAAUCUUAAGAGGCAAACAAACUCAAGGAAACAUUUGUGAAAUUAAUUCAAGCUGCUUCAGAAUUAGAUUUUGAAAUCGAAUAAAAUGCCGUUGUUUUCGUGUAUAUAGAUAAUUAUGUAAAAUUGAUGUGCAUUUAAAUAAAGUAUGGCAUUUUACUGGUUUAUUAAAGCCAUUACAUGUAACAUGUUACAUUGUUGCUCAGGUGUUCAUAGAGAUCCAACUAACAACCAUCUAUUCACUUCAUUCCAGCCAAAAUGACGAUGAUUGGAUCGGGAUCGAAUUUCCAUCUUAAUCAGAUGACCUCGGACCUUGUCGGGGUGGUGACGGUGCUAUGUACUGUAUUUGUCACCCUUAAAAUCAUCCUGGAGUGGAGCCGCAGACCUCCUGGUCCAUGGGGACUUCCGGUCCUCGGGCACCUGCCAUUUCUCGGAUCAAAUCCAGUGGAAAAGUUCCGAGAGUACCAGAGGCAUUACGGAGAUGUGUUUUUUCUGCGAUUCGGUAUGUGGCCCACGGUUGUAAUAUGUGGUAAAGACACCGUGAAAACAACACUCACGCGUGACUCUGACAGCUUCGCUUCACGGCCACCAUUCUUCUCCAUCAAGAGUCUGAACGACAUGAAGGGUCUCGGAUUCAGUGGCUUUGACAAGAGAUACAUACAGCACCGGAAAAUAGCCAGUACUGUGGUCAGGGAGUUUAGUAGCUACGAUAAUGCUGGAAUGCUUGAGGUUUUUAAAGAAGAGGCUGAUAUUCUUGUUUCUAGCUUUCUGGAAGCUAAAGGCAAACCUUUUAAUCCAAAAUCGGAAAUUUACUUGGCAACUGGUAGUAGUAUCUACCAAUUUUGCUACGGAAAAGGCGAGAACAUACGAGAAGAUCCAGAUUUCUUAAAAGUGAUGAAUGAUCAAGCUAUAUUCCAGGAAUUCUUCACUGCUGGAAGUUAUUUUGAUGUUUUACCUUGGUUACAAUACUUUUUUCCAGGCCGAUUCAAAAGAUUUUUAGAAUUAGUUAAUCACUUCAAGAACGCUCGCAACGCUCAUGAAAUUGAGAUCAAGAAUACGUUUGAUCCAAUGUAUACCCGGCAUGCUAUGGAUGGUCUUCUGAAGGCUUGUUUGAAGUACAACAUCACAGAUUUACCUAACGAAGUAGGUCUGACGAAAAGCCAGAUUUUGGGCACACUGCAAGACUUUUUCGGCGCUGGGUUCGAAACUACCGCAACAACACUAAAUUGGGCUCUCAUGUAUCUCGCUGAAUAUCAAGAUGUGCAAUCGAAAAUCCAAGAAGAACUGGACGAAACCAUAGGGAGGAACAAGGUCAUAGCAAUAUCGGAUAGAAAUGUUUUACCAUACACGAUGGCAGCAAUAUCAGAAAUUAUGAGAUUAUCUCCAGUAGUUCCAAUGGGGAUUCCACAUAUGACAACAACUGACGUAUAUGUGAAAGGAAACCUGAUAGAGAAAGGAACUGUUGUUUUCUUUAACAUUGCUUCUGUCAUGCACGACGAAUACUGGGGCAAUCCGUUCGAAUUCCAGCCCGAAAGGUUUUUAGACGACAAAGGUUGUCUUAUCAAAGAAAAAGUGGAUAACGUUUUGGCAUUCAGCGCUGGGAGGCGUAGUUGUAUCGGGAAAAUGAUGGCCCAGUCCGAGAUAUUCUUCAUGUUGGCGCACCUUCUGCAGAAUUGCAGUAUUGACAAGCCUGAAAACACUCACUAUGACUUCAAUGGCAAUUACGGCUCAAGUUACUCUCCUAAAGAAUAUGAAAUAUGCGUUCAUCCAAGAUAAAUACAAAAUGGUAUUUUCAACCACCUUUCACCAUUAGAUACGGUUCCCAUUAAGUUUCAUUAACUUUUUUUACGUAUCGAAGUCAGUUAUUUACUGUGGUGCUUGUAUUUGGAAAAUACUACACAUAUUCUUUGUAUUUUUUAACCGGUGAAUAUUAAUAUAACCAUUUUUCAUAAUAUUUGUAAAACAAGUACCUGCACUUCAUUGAGUACAUAUUUUCAGAAUAAAAAAAACAUUCGUUAUUCAGUAACAUUUAAAUAAUAUGAGAUACGUUACAUCAUACAACAUAAU
Messenger RNA from Magallana angulata, 2749 nucleotides. RefSeq names its product cytochrome P450 1A1-like. Gene Ontology annotation, molecular function: oxidoreductase activity, acting on paired donors, with incorporation or reduction of molecular oxygen; heme binding; iron ion binding. NCBI's taxonomy places the organism in Eukaryota, Metazoa, Mollusca, Bivalvia, Ostreida, Ostreidae. The record is from RefSeq and is a predicted model, not a curated record. Bases 941 to 2458 code for a protein of 505 amino acids. The transcript has a single exon.